UUUUUUCUCUCAAAGUUUUACAAUAGAGUUAGUAGUUAGAGCAAUGAAUGUGCUUUCUUUUUUCUCUUGGAUUGUAGGUAGUGAACAAUGAAAAAGAGCCCUUGUUUGAGAUUGAUAGAAGAAAUGGGAUGUAAAAGUCUUCCAGAAGUCAGCAUUGAAUUUUGUUGCAGUUUCAUGGACAUCAAUUUGAUCAUAAAUAUUUUAUUUACUUGUUGCAUCUCAGAGGAAUAUGACACUGCUGCGACGAGAGGGCUUCGACACAAGUAUCCAGCAAGAGCAUUAGGAGAAGGCAUUUAUCGGAUACCAAGGCACAAUCCAGGCAAGAGAAUGCAUGCUCAUUUGGUGUACAAGCUAGAAUUGCCAUCAAAAGACAAGGAAAACGAGCCUCAAGAGUCGCUUAACAUCGAACGUGAGGGCUCAUUUAUAAUUCACAUAAAGAAUCCCGAUCAACAUGGUGGCAGUUCCCAAUUUACAAGGUUUCCAACUCACCUACAAGGCCAAUUUGGGCACAAAAAGUUUGUUCGUGCUGACCCACCAGACAUGUUGAUUUACGAGGGAUGUGAGUUGCUGUUGAUAUCUGCUUCGGAUGCCAUAGAAGAGGAGUGGGAAACUAAUCUGUAGGCAGAUUCUAAAGAAACAGAACAGCAGAAGGCCAAAAAAAGAAAAAGAAAUUACUGCAGCUAACAAAUGAAGCAAGCAAUGAAGAAUGACAACCUGAUAAUGAACAGCACAUGAGCAAACAUAGAACAAAAGUAGGUAAGAGGCCGCUAUCGGAAUGCAACCGUCCUCAACAACAACAACAACAACAACCCACAAUCGAAAGCAACAAAAAGAUGGAAUAUAUAAGAUAAUAAGUAUUUCCAAGCCAACUCUUUGAGAAAGGAAGGUAAUGUGCAGAAGAAGAAUUAGAGCAAUUAACUGUAAUGUUAAAACUUGUUAGCCUAUAUUGUGUGACUCGUCAUUCUUUGACGAUACAGGAUACCUGUAAACACAUGAGAGGAAAAGGUAGUUGCAAAUGUCUGCAGGAAUUCUAGCAUGCCAGGGAAGAAAUCCUUUUGCUGCCAUCUAAAGAUGGCUUCUCUAGCAGUCCGGAUGCCAAGACCACCCUUAUAAUUUCCCCUGGCAUCACCUUUACUAAACAUCUAGAUCAAAGAAGCAACUUGCUAAUUUGUUAAUAUACCCACAAAUCCUCCUAGCCAGCCAUGCUCAUACUCAUAGUAUAGAGCGGAAUUGAUGGCAGCAGCAGUGGGAGUGGAGUGAAUUGAAGUAUUCCAGGCACCUAAUUUACUGUGAGCUGCAAAACGACAUGGACAAUUGGAGGGUGAUGUGGCAAUGAAGACUUGAAUACACUUUAUUUUAAGAAGAAACUCAAUUUUGAUAGAUUGGAAACAUUAGAACAUAACUGUUUAUCUCAUCUUGUGUGUUUGGUUUUCAUCUACUCAUCCUAU
Messenger RNA from Populus trichocarpa (black cottonwood), 1448 nucleotides. RefSeq lists its product as uncharacterized. Lineage: Eukaryota; Viridiplantae; Streptophyta; Magnoliopsida; Malpighiales; Salicaceae. The record is from RefSeq and is a predicted model, not a curated record. The transcript has a single exon. Bases 88 to 621 code for a protein of 177 amino acids.